GGCGGCCCUAUUUGCGCCCGUGACAGGGUCUAGGGGACGUGGGGCGGGAUAGUUGAAGUCAGCGCCAGCCCACCCGGGACGUGAGGCGAAUGUGAGGCGAGCGCCUCAGGCCGCGGCAGAAUCCACAGGGGCAGCGGAUCCUGGUGUCGUUCUUCCCUCCCUCCUCCUUCCCUGGCGGGUGGGUGGGGGUGUCGUUUUGGUGCAGGCAUAGGCAAUCUUCGGCCCUCCAAAGGUUCUGGCCUACAACUCCCAUGAUCCCUAGCUAGCAGGACCAGUGGUCAGGGAUGAUGGGAAUUGUAGUCCAAAACAUCUGGAGGGCCGAAGGUUGCCUAUGCCUGUUUUGGUGGUUCAACUCAAGGGGCGGAAUGUCUUGGGCCAGCCUUGGUAAUGACACAUCCUUUGCUACUCCAUACAGUAUAUCUAUUCAUUGAUUCAUUUGCUUAUUACAUUUUUAUACCACCUCUCCAAGGAGCUCCAGGGUGGUGUACGUGGCCCACCCCCAAUCUCAUUUAGCUUUGUCUACACAGCAAAGCAUCUUGCCACCAGGCUGAUAAAAAUCUAAAUCUGACACAGUGAAUAAAUUGGCCUGUGUUUAAAACUGCAGUCCUUGAGCAGGUGGAUUUGCAUUUAAAUCAGCCAUGGCCUUCCAGUGACUUGUGGAUUGCUAAACUCUCACUGAGCAUACCUGUCAUUCCAAAGGGUGGCUUUGUAUUAUUGCCUUCUCUCAUCCAAGAAAAGAAAGGGAAAGUGGGGGAGUGCCUUCAUUGGGGCUGUAUGAAGGAAGCAAAAGUAAGUGAGCUUUGUGUUCAUUAAAACUCUUCAUUUGGGUUAUGAAAGAGAUGUUAAAAAGGAAUAAAAGCUGUUGUCUGCUAGAUGAAAAUAAAUAAAUUCCAGAAUGUAGUUUAAUAAUAAGAUGGAAUGAGGGAACUGCUAAUGCAGGUUUAGCUGGGCUGGAGAACGCUUGGUGUAUAAGGUUAUAGGACAGAAGCAUAGCUGCUCUCCCUUUGAAAAUGUGAAAGUCAACAGUUAACCGGAUUAUGUCUCUAGUCCUAGCUGGGACACGCAGGUAACCCAUGAGGCAGAAAACACAAAGUGAAAUAAAGAACUGGUUUAGUACCCUCUAGCCACUAGAUGACACUACCCAAAUUCAGUUUCUGUUGAUGUUAUUUCCAAUUCUACACCUAAAAUCAAUCUCCUUCGGUAAUACAGUGUAUCAGCAACCACAUUUGUUGUUCACUUUCACACUCUGCAUUACAUGGGACCUGUGGGCUAGAGAGAAAUUUUAAAACCUGCUUAUUUAUUAUCUCAAUAAAGGUAUUAUGCAACUAUUACUUUUGUUUUUUAUGGGUACUGUACUGUACUGUAUUGUUUCUUAUGAAUGUUAAAAGGAUAGGAAGCAGAAGAGAGCUCUUUUCACAUAGAAACUACAUUCUAGCCAGACAUAGAGAACAGAAUAGUUAAUUUAUGCCCCUUCCCAGUUCAUUCUGUAUGUACAAUAGGACACCUCUUGCAGGUUUUUGGGGAAUUACUGCAGUAAUAGAGCCUUGUACUUUAUUGCUGUUUCACAAUAGUCUGAAAGCUACAUUCCCAUAAUACUUUCGCAUACUGGUAUUCCAGUGACACCAGGCACAACUGAGGCUGGCUGUAAAGGAAGAAGGCCAAAAACGUAAGCUUGGUGUUUCUCUUGUUUUUGCAAAGGCAGACAGAGCCUUUGGCAUUCUGAAAUCUUUGUGGGGAGGCAUAUCACUUCAGAUCUGUCCAAACAAGAAUUUAUGUUUGGAAAAUGCAUUGUGGCUUUAUAGUACCAUGAGACUUCCUGUUGGUUGGUUGUGUGCAGAUUAAAUGUGGUUCUUAGAGCAUGUGAGUUACAGUACUUGAUAAUGCUGUUAGUUUUUCUUCCGAAUCUGUGUCUGUGUUUAGACCCAACCCUGCAUUCUCCUCGCUUUGUUUAUCCUGCUUCAGUGGGUGGAGAAGAAACACAAUAGCCUGGCAACAGUUUCUGUAUCUGAGUAGUAACAGAGUUGUCAUGUGUAAGCGUCACAUAGCAGCAUUGAGGGCAGUUGGACAAGGUGCGAUGUAACACAGUAUAGCUGUUAGAUUGAAAUUUGCACCAGAGCUGAAUGCCUGUGCCUGUGCCUGACUUUCUGUCUCGGGUUUGUGUUCAAGUUAAGAUGUAUAUGCAAGAAGCAACUACUGUAAUAUAAACCCUGUGCAGGUUUGUUUGGACAUUUAAGUGGGGUGGGGAAUUUAAUUUCUACCCCUUCCUGCACUUUGAAUUUGGGGAGGGAAGGUGUAAAAUGCAAAGAGUAACUUCUGCAAAGUUGCAUUUAAAUAAGCUGAAUUUGCUGUAUGGUUAGAAAGGUGGUGGUGUUGUCAUUUCUCUAAACAGGGAAUUUCUGAGUUUCUUUACUCAAAAUGCUGAAGACAUGAGAGAUUAAAUGUCAAGGGGUAUGUUAACCAGAUACUUGAAACCACUUUUGAGUGGGGAGAUGAUGUGGAUUUUCUGGAAAACUUUUAAUGUGAAAGGUUUGCAAUGCCCUAAAUAGAUUUGGCUCUAAUUUAGCAUGCUUGACUAUUUUUUAUAAAACUAAAAAUAUACACUAUGUCAAUUUUAUAUGCCUUAUAAUUUCUAUUUUCCCCCCAAGUAGCUGCAAGUAUUUGAACUGAAAUUUCGAUUUCAAAUAAACUGCACUUAUGGCACAAUCCUAGACAUGUCUACUCAGAAGUAAGAACUGUUGAGUUCAAUGGACCUUACUCUCAGGUAUGUGUGUAUAGGAUUGCAGCAUGAAUGCUGCUUCAUCUUCCCAAAAUACUCAAACGAAUUCAAAGCUUUAUUUGAAAGUAUUUUAAUGGAAUGCUUGUAGAUAUUUUAAGGCCAUGAUAACUUAACAUAUGUUCUAAGAAAUCCCAAGAGAGAAAAUUAAAACACUUAAAACUGUUAACAUACUAAUUUUAACAUGCCCAAAUAAUUUUGCAUUUAUAUUUAUUAUAUAGGCACCCAUGGUUCCUGUAUGAUUUCAAAAUUGCCCUAUUUGACUGGCAUUAUAUCCAUCCAUAAAACUUGUAUUGGGAAGCAGAAAAUUUUCUAUCUGCCUCAGUGGAGUGUGGAGAGAAAGGUUGCAGUUUGCUAAUACAGGAAAGUAAUAUAAGUUUUAAAACUUGGCCUGUGCAUCCCCAAUCUGUCUCUCUCACUCAGCAGCAGAUGCAGGCCCUUUUAGGCCAUAUCAAGAGGCUCCCUGGUCAAAGAGAUGAUGUUCCUAAAAUCUUCUUCCACUGCUUCUUCACUCCGAUCCCGAAGUCUCCUGGUCAACUCAGCCAGUUCCAUAUAUUCUAUCAACUUCUUCUGCCAUUCAUCCACUGUUGGUGAGACCUGUGGUUAAGGCUUCAAACCUCUGUCUGUUGGGAAAUGCAACUCAUUUUACAAACAAGAAUCUGCACACUGAAAAUGAAGAUAUGGUUAAGCAAAGCAUCACAUUAAGUCAUUAUGAGCCACAGGUAAACCGCACUAAGCAAGAAAUGGACACACAGCUCUUCUCUCCUUUGUUUGGAGGAAUAACUAACACACCGCCCACUGUGGAGUCUCCCCAGUUUUACAGUAGCUGGUCAACAUGUGGAGAUGAUGCCAAUGCUAUUGCCUCAUUACAUGGCUGCACCAAAAAAAGAACACAGGUAAAUUUAUCUUAUUCUGGCAACGGCCCUGAUAUGUUUGGCUUAGUGACAAGCAUCCUAGAGGAGCCAAGCAAGCAAGAACCUGUUACAGGCUGGAAUUCUCUAUCAAGAUUAUUUCCACCCGUGUGGUCAUCAGACUUUGAAAAAACUGAAAACUUCUCAGGGCUUUUUCCUACAAAAUGCGUGGAAAAUGAAGAUCCUACAAACUCAGUUGGUACUCAAAAUAUUUAUGAAGAAAGCUUGCAGAAGUCAUCAUCUGUAGAAUUACUAAAGAAAGAACUUGAAGAUCUCCAUGUUAUAGGAUCCUGGCUUGUGACUUCUGAUCCUUGCAGUCAGUCACCUGAUGAGAUUUUGAAGAAUGCUGAUUCAGAAAACAAGGCUUUUAAGAGUAAUGGAAUCAAUCACCAAAGUGGACUUGCAUAUCAGAAUGUACCCAAUUAUAACAAAAAUCAGUUAAACAGUGGCAAUGGGAAGAGCCAUACUGAUUUUAGCACUUUCUCAUCUCAUACUAGAAUAAAAGAUAGCAUGAAUACUGCUAAAGAACUCCAGAAAGCUGACAAUGCAAGAGGCAUGCUUGGGAAAAAUGAUACAGAAGGAUCAAACAAAUAUUUCACUCAAUUGUCUAAUUCUCCCGCUGAUGGAAUAUGGGAUCCAGUGAUCCAGCCAAAUUUAAGAUAUACAGAUGGUACAGCUGCUUAUGACUCUCAACAGUUUAGUUGCUCAUCUCCAUACCUUCUCAGUCCACUUAAUAAAGAGACUAGCUUUCCAGAAGGAAGGAAUGCAAAACCGCAGGCAAACCACCCACAAAAUAACCACAGUUGCAUCACUACAGAGGGGAACUUUGGCAAUACUGAAUGUAAGAUGUCCUUACAACAUCAGAAAGCAUCCUGUAAUCACUUGCCUCUUAAGCCAGCACUACAGAAUAUGAAUUCAUCUUACAAUGGAUAUACAUGGCUGGAUAGUAAGAUACUAAAUCCGGUGGCGACAUCGUUUUCAACUUAUGGGAAGCAAAAGCAAAUGAGUUCUCAGUUGUCUUCAAGGUAUUCAACUCAGUCUGGUGGAUGCUCCACCAGUCAAUCUGUAGCCCAGCCUUCUUAUUCACAAGUGGCACCAAUGUUGAACUCAAGAAAAGAUGGGAAACACAUCUCUGCUAACAUUCCUAACAGCUCAGGGUUUUCAAACUGCAAUGAAAAUAGGAAGCAACCUAACCCUAUUGGACACACCCAGAAGGAUUCCUUAGCUACUAGAGAGGGAUCCUGUAGUGAAGUAUCCACUAAUGCUUCCUCCAGGUGGCUGUCACAAAAGCAUUCUGUAAGUGAGUCUGCAAAACACUAUAGUUUUCAUAAAAAGCAAAGCCAGUUCUGUACUGAUGAGAGAACUAGGCAGAAUGAGAGAAGACAUAAAAAUAAUUGGAUUCCACACCCAGGCUAUGCAAGCCCAAAUCAAAUGCAGCCUGAUAUAUUGAGAAGAACAGAAGAACAGAAUGGCAGCAAUUUGUCUGAUUUCAUCAAUCCUUCUUUCCUACCUCUCUUCCCAUUAAUGCCUGAUUAUAAACAUAUACCUAAUUUUCCUCCAUUUAAUCCUCCCGCAUUUUCAUCACCAGCUAAUGUUGCAUUUCCCCCAUUGCCUUUUCCAUUGUCUGAACUCGCUGACCUCCUUCACUAUGAUGACCUACCCUAUUUGAGUCCUUUCUUUAACGAACUCUUCUGUGGAGAUUUGCCUGCGCAAUACUUUGCCUUUCCACCACCUCUUAACCACUAUAGACCUCCAAAGCAUCGCAGUGGAGCUGCAAAUGAACUUCAUAGUCAUCUAGAAGAUUGUUACGAACAGUGGAGAGCACUUGAGAGGGAGCGGAAAAAGGCAGAGGCAGAUCUGGCCAGAAACUUCCCAGGGAAGCGGGUAUCCAGCUCAAAUAGCACUCCCUUCUCCCGGCUUCCUGACAAGCCUUCCCGAGUGGAUCGUCUGAUUGUGGACCAGUUCCGAGAGCAGGCGAGAGUACACACUUUACUUGGGAAAAUGGAACGCCUUUGUGGUAAUCCUGUCCAUGGUAAUAUAUCUGCCACUUUAAGAUGUCAUUUGGAAGCUAUCUGUGCUACACGAGCAAGACGCAAGGAUGAGAUUGUUAAUGCUGCUAAUCAUCAGAGGCAAGGGAUACCUCGUUACAACAAUGAAAAAGAUGUCCUUGCUCUGGCGGUUGCCAUUAAAGAUUUGGCUUUCUUCACACGAAAAACGCGUACAGCUUUAUGGUGUGCUCUUCAGAUGACCCUGUCAAAAACCUCAAUGAACACGCCAGCAAAAAAAGAGGAAGUGGAAAGGGCUUUGCAAGAGCUCUGUCCUGUCAUUGGCAGCUUGCAAGUGAAGGCCAUCGUGGAGCAUGAAGACAAAGAAAACCACGAACUGCCUCAACAGGUCAUACAGUGAACGCAUCCAAGCAGAUAUUGCAGCGGUGUAGAAAAUGCGCCAGGCUGCCAGCAAGUCUAGUGGAUCUGUGCUGCGUUUCCACUGCUGAGAUUCAAGCCUAGAUAACAUGCAUUUCUGUAGUAGUAUUGCAGCAGUCUUAAUAUUGGUGGUAUAUGUCUAGGGCGUAAAAUAGAAAGGGUCAACUUAAGUGGAGACAAGCAAUAGUAGUUCAUAUUCUAGGCCACCAAUCCAAAGCUGUAACUCCAAGCCAUUAACUAGGAAACUAGCGAGUGGCGAAGCUAAUUGUGAUACCAAUCUAACACCUAGUGCCACUUCAUUCCUUGGUUUUGCGAUGCUAAUAUUUUAAGUGCCAACGUCGUUACCGAAUACUGUUUGUUUCAUACUGACAAUUAACAAUGCACAUUUAUUGUAUUGUCAGGAGCUGAGGAAGAAAUUGUCAAUGGUCUGGCUCACAGUAGUUGCAUUAAAUCAGCAGCUCGUGUUAGUUGCGUUAAAUCUGGAAGGAGUGUUGGAAGGUGUCUUAGCAACACAGGUGUCAAGCUGCACGAAUCAAAACUUCAGCUUCCAUAAGUGUGGUAAAACAACAGAAUCUGUUGAUUUUGAAAGAAAAUCAAAAGGAGUUAUAAAUGUGUAGCAUUAAGUAUUGCAUUAUAGUGAGCAUUAGCCAGUGAGAUUAAAUUGUUUAGAUUUAGAAAUGGAAUAUAUCGAUGACUUAGUGGCUUAAAACUACUAUUUAACUUGUUAUGCACUUAAUGAGCAUAUGGCUAUUAAUGAUUUGAGUAUUUAUUUUAAUGGUUAAUAUAUUAUUUUUAUUUUAUUUUAAUAUAUGUUUUGAUCUAUUGCAAGACCUAAUAAUCAGGCUUACGUUUGCUCAGGGUCUGUAUGUGUGUGUGUGUAUAUAUAACCUGGAAAUAUACACAGUAUAUAAUGUUUGUAGAGAUGGGAUGUUUGUAGGAAUAGCUAUAUAAAACCAAUCUGUACUAGGUUACCAAAGCUGGCUGAUUUAUUUUUAGCAUGAGGAAGUUUUGUAUGUUUAAUCACCAUCAUUAUUAGGCUUCAUACUGUGUCUUGGACAAUCAGAUAUAUUAUAUGGCCAUUGUGAAUGUAUAAAGCAAGAACUGGAACAGAUGGGGCACCAGUCCAAAAGUUUCCCUGGUACAUAUUGAUUUUGCUCACUGCAAGCACAGGCUUUCCCCUCCACUGUAAUGUUGGGGACAGCUUCAUACAAAUAAUGGGAUAAGGGGUGCACACACGUAAAUUGGUCCCUGACAUUUCAGCGGGCGAGAGGAGCCCCUAGUUCAUAUAGGAAGUGGUGUGUAUGUUGCUGAGCUUCAGUGUGUGACAGGAACCUCUGGAUUGGGGCGUUAAUGUUUGGGUUCUUGUCACUUAGGAGUAUUAAUGUUUCAACAAUCUUGUAAAAUGUGAGAAUACCUCUAUGUACUGAUAAACAAGUAAUAUGCGUGUGUUUUAAAUGUCCGUGGCAAAUUCUGGAGAACAGCUGUCUCAGUUCAAAGAAUCCUUUGGGAAAUGUGAGGGAUCCUGGUAGAAGAAACCUAGUUUGAAUGCUUGGAACAGAUUUUACUUGCUUACUAAGUUGUUAAGUUGGAUACUGCUCCCGGAAGCGUAAUUAAUGGAUUGGUCAUAAAUGUACUUAAUCUCUCUCCCCACACCCCAGGUCCAGCUUUGAGCCCUAUUGUGUACAGGUAAUGAAGAAGUUCUACCUCUGUCAUGUCUAGGUCAAACUCUGCCCCCUCCCAGCCACUUCCUGAUUAGCUGAGAAGGGAGCAGGGACAGGCGGCACUAGGCAGCCACCUAUAGCUGUGGUGACAAUGGGUAGCACGACCUUCACCCAGUCUCCCUCCCACUAAAUGCUGGCACAAAAGGAGCAGUAAUGCAGAUAGGAGCCUGGCUUUGUGAACGUUAAGAGUAAAUGUAAUAACGAGUAAAAGGACUGUAAGAUGUGUGCAGCAGGAACGCGCAGAAACCUCAUGUUCUCCCUCUUCACUUUAAAAAACAAAGGAAUCAUCGAAAGGCAUAAUAAUCAAGAGUGCCAUUUUCUUAGUUUGGUAUUUUCAGCCUUUGUAUUCCUUCGAAGGUUAAUGCUGAGAAAUUAUGCUUUGUGCAUUUUGCACUAAAUGUCAUGAGGCCAUAUAUGCUUUGUGGAUUAGAAUUAGUUUACAGCGUGAGGAGUUGAUCAUAUUUAACUCUUGCCAAUCUUACUGUGUUUCGAAAAAGUGGUUUGGUAGUCUUCACUUUUUUCUGUUUACAAAAUCAUGGUACUUCUCGAGGUCUGCUUUGUAGUAAUGGGUGUAUUAGACACUCUUGAGUUAUUAAUUUGUGAAAACUGUUUAAAACUGUGGUUAUAAUUGGUGGUUAUAAGUAAUGUGCCUUUCAAAGUCUUAAAAGAUAAAAUAUAACUGUGUAGUCACUUUUUGUUGCAACCAAGCAAUAUAUUUAAAGGGAUUAUAAUAAGCUGCAUUUGAUAGCUGUAGUUUACAGUAUGAAUGUUUCAUAAUCAGUUUCCAGCAUUGGUUUCCCUAGCUUUCGAAUAUAUGUAAUGUGUCUGUUUUAGUUAUAUUGCCUAUGAAGGCAUCCAUUCUCAUUUAAUUUUCUUUUGUGCUGGGUUUUUGUUAAAGCAGAAAACGCCUAUAACAUAUCCUCACCAAAAGAUAAAAUUAAAUUUAAUGCAUGUGAACUGAAAUUCAGUUUUCUGCUUUGGAACUGCAUUGAUUUGGAACUUGCAUUGAUUUGUGCAGGAUGUUUUUCGAACAGUAUUAGGUUCACCUGGCUGAUGGUCACAUGAUACUAAUGCCACUUAGGCCAUGCACUUACAUGUGUUGUAGAAUCAAUACAUGGCUCUUCACAUGGAGAUGCAGAACAGCUGCAUUGCUUUUAAUCCUGAACUUCGCCUGUAUACAUUAAGCUGGAAAAUAAGGCAUGCUCAGAACCAAUGCAGUUCUUUCCUCCUCUGACUCAUGUCAAUAUUUGCCAAUGCUCCAAAUAAAGCACACUGUGAUGUCCCAGCAAACAGCUCCUGCUGAACUUGCCCUGUGAUAACUCUGAUAUCAGGUGUGUUAAAUUAUUAUGCAGCUUAGAUGUGCAAAAUUUAGAGGUUCCUAAUCUAAAAUACGUUUAAGAGAUUUGUCUGAGUGUGUGUGUGUGUGUGUGUGUGUGUGUUGGUGUUGCAAACUUUUUGAGAAGAUGAGUUUUGUUGUUUUCUUAUGCUGGGAUGUUGGAAACUGAGAAGAGUAGCAAAGACUGGAGGAACUUUACAGUAAUCAGAUGACCAUAAAGCUAAAUGUGGACUGAGUCUAGUUUGGUUUAUUAUUAGGCAUUUUGUUUAUGUAGGGCAGGGGUCCCCAGACUUACCGGCGUUUGGGCCGGUUCCCACCACGCCGAUCGCGCGGCGGGCCGGAGGACGGGGGAGCGCGCGCCUGUGCGGGCCGGUGAGCGGGGGAUUUUCGGCACUUUUUUCCCGACCCGGAAGAGCGCUGCCGCGCUGUGCGCCGUAAGAGCAGGCGACGGGCGGCGGGGGUCGUCGCGGGCCGGAUUGGCAGGCCAAUUGGGCCGCAUCCGCCCCCCGGGCCGUAGUCUGGGGACCCCUGAUGUAGGGCCUGUUUAUUUGUAGACAAAAUGCUACUAGAAUGUUGCAACAUUUAGCCUUAAGAUGAGAUACAAAGUGAGUAGUACAUGAAUAGCUUGGCUCCAGAGGAGUCCUUCUGCAAGCUGAAAUUGGGCAGCGGGGAGGUGAUUUCCUUCCAUCCCCUCUGCUCCCACCCUAGCUGCUCCAAAGGAUUGCUCAGCUCUCCAGAUCCCUUAUAGCAGGGAAGUGUUUAAUUCUGUAAGCAGAAGACCGCCAACCAAUAUCUGGAUCCAUUUCCACUUUUUAAAAAAGCCACCCUGAUCUUCUGUUACCUAAAGCUACAGAAUUCACCAGGCAAAGGUUGCUUUGCAUGUGCCCAGAAGCACUUGUGCUUUUCAUUCCUCAUCUUUGGAGCGAUACUCUCUCUCAACGCCUUGUUGUGAACAAGUUUUAAAAUUCAGAGUCUCCCAACAGUGGUGUGGCAUGAGGGCUGCUGCUUUGAACAACGCUCUAUCGAGCAUAUGGAAUUCUUUGCAUUUUUCUCUGGACUUUGGCUAUAAUAAUAUCUACAGUGAAUGGACAAAACAUGUGGCCUAAUUAGAUAACAUUAUUUUGGUUUUAAUGGUUCUCAUUGAUCAUUGUUUUAGUAACCUAUUUUUAUGUUUGAUAGUGUUUGGUUUUCCUUUAAUGUUUUGCACCAAUAAAUGCUAGAAACAGGAUUAUCUGUAGAAAAACACACACAUUUAGAAUGAGGAAAACAGACUGCUUUCAUUUAAACCUAAAUAUUCUACUGUAGACACCUAGUCAGCCUACAAGUUUACAAGUUUUUGAGAAUUCAGCAUCCUCUCUCUCUCUCUCUCUCUCUCUCUCUCUCUCUCUGUGUGUGUGUGUGUGUGUGUGUGUGUCUGUGUUUUUACUUGCCUGUCUGGAAACCCAGCUUGAAAUUGUACCCUGCAUGGUUUUAUGGGUCUUAAUCACCAGCACACUUAAACUUUUGGUAAACAUUUAUAUAAAAUUAUGAAAAUCAAUAGCUGUACUUGUAAAUGCUUUUACAACAGAAUUUCGUAGCGUCUUGUAAGUAAUUUUAAAAGUCGAUUAUUUUUUUUGUUCUAGGUUUCAUUUUUUAAAAGAAAAAUGUGGGUGUUCUUUGUUAAACUUAUUAGCAAUACUCAUUUUGAGUGGGGGGAAAGUGUUAAGUUACUUAUUCAGCUUAUGGACAGGUUUAGCUGGUUUGUGAGAAACGUUGAAAAACUGCAACAAUUAGUAAUAUAUCUUGCCUGCUUUGCCAAAUGAACUAUAAAUUAUUGUACUUGUUGGCAAAAUCGAUAAGAAAAAGAGAUGACUGUCAGCAGGAGGUCAGCUCAAAACAAGUGAGUACAUAAUGUCUGUGGUGUGCAGAAACAUGAGCCUUUUCUUUCAAAUGAGGCCAUUUCCACUUCAUUUGGGAAGAGAAGCUUAAAUUAGUUUUUUUAAUAGAUAAUGUGAAGACAUACUAUGCUGUUUAAUGCCUUGUGCAUCUUCAGCUAAUCUUGUUGAAUGGUAAAAACGUGUACACUUUGGUUACAAUUUGGUGACAUAAUUGAAAAAACUAUUGUGAUUUGAUCGAUUGGCUAGUUUGAACUGAAACAUGUUGACGGAGAGGUCAGUUGCUAUAAGAUACUUUACCAGUUCAAGUGCUGAUUCAUUGUAUCUGGAAACAAUUGUGGGUCUGAAACCUUCAAAAAUCUCACUUCUACCUCUCCUGUAACUUUCUGGAUGAUGAUGAUGGCGAUGAUGAUGAUGUUGGUGGUGCUUGUUCUACACUGAACUGUGGUAUUGCUUUAAGUGAAAUGGGAUCCCAUGCAGCUAUGGCUAAAUCAUCACUUGUGUGAAGUCACUUAACAUGUGCACUUGUCCAUUAUAUUAAGAAAAUGGCAUGCUUGUAGAAAGGCACAAAAAGUUGUGAUGUCUUGAAAAAGGUUUGUUAAAGAGUUUUGGUGAAUCCUAUAAAAAUCAUGGUGAGUGACCUGUUCUAGCAUUGUUUUUAUAUAUAAUGUUAACUUGGUAUGAGCUUGAUUGCUUCAAGUAUUCAGUUCUAUCUAUGUUUCAUUAUCUGCUGCUGGUUCCCAUAUAAGAUAUACUAUUUUCUUCUUUUUUUUGUAAUUUUCACUCAGUGCUUAUUAUGUGUGCUGGCUAACACUUAAACAAUUAAAGUAUUUAAUAUUUAAAUGACUCUGCUUGUGUGAUUUAAGAAAUCAGUGAAGAGAAAUUACCCAUUAGGAAGAAAUGAGGGAAAUCAAAGUGGGAAGAAGCCCUUAAUAUCCUACAUAUGUGUGCUUGAUAGCAAGCCAUACUAUUCAGUGAGAUAAGUUUAAUGUUAAGUGUCUUGGACUGCUUUUGUCAGCAGAAGAGGGAGGGAAGAGAAUUUUGAGCAUUCCCACUCUUCCAUGUAUCACCUCUAAAUCUGCCAGUCUUCUGGAAAAGAUUAAGGGGGCUUUGAGGACUGCAAAGAGGAGAAAUUACUAAAAGUUGCUUCCUAACCCAUUUUGCCAAUUGAAGCCGAGUAACAGCGUUGGAGAGAACAGAGUCUGCUUAGUAAUUUUAAACCUAGAUUAAGUCAUUAACUUAAUCCAGACAACUUUAUCUAAGGAGUCCCUUCCAGUUGUGAUGGAACCUUAAUUCUCAAUAGAGGUUUACCCAAAUUAAGAGAAUCUACAACCUGUUCUAUUUCCCACUACUUAUAAUAUUCAACAUGGACUUUUGAUCCAGUGGGAGGCAUCCAAUCUUCAAUAAGGAGACAAUAUUUUGCUUAUCCCUUCUCCCCAUCUCACAGUGCCCCCUAAAAAACUUUUUGAGGGAUUCUUGACCCCCACCUCUAUCUGAGGGGGGAAAUCAGUGGAUGUGUCGUGUCCAUCUGAUCCCCCCAUCACAGCCUGAAAAUUGUUUAAUAUUUCCCGAUCUUGUUUUGUGAAUAGUUUAAACUGCUGCUCUUCCAUAACAACGUUUACAAGAGAAUUUUACCCCACAGGGUGCAAUGAUGGCUACCAACUUGGAUGGCAUUAGAAGAGGAUUGGACAAAUUCAUGGAAGGCGAGGCUACCAAUGGCUGCUAGUCAUUGAUGCUUUUGCUGAGGUUUCUGCAUUGCAGGGGGUUGGACUAGAGGACCCUUGGGGGUCCCUUCCAACUCUAUGACUCUGUGAAUCUAUAAUGGCUAUGUUUUAGAUACUUGUGUCAGAGACAAUAUUCUUCUAAUUACCCAUUCCUGGGAUUCAUAAGUGCAUCCCAGCAGGGCUAAGUGAGACCUGCAAAAAUAAUCUUGCAUUAUACAGUUUGGGAGGGUGUCCACAAUGCUUCAUGUGGGGUUUUAUGGAUCUCAGGCUGAGACCCUACCUACCCGUGGACUGUCUUGCCAGAGUGGUGCAUGCUCUGGUUAUCUCUCGCUUGGACUACUGCAACACACUCCACGUGGGGCUACCUUUCAAGGUGACCUGGAAAAUACAACUAAUCCAGAAUGUGGCAGCUAGACUGGUGACUGGGAACAGCCGCCAGGACUGUAUAACACCGGUCCUAAAAGAUACUCAGUGGCUCCCAGGACAUUUCUGAGCACAAUUCAUAGUGUUGGUGCUGACCUUUAAAGCCCUAAAUGGCCUUGGCCCAGUGUAGCUGAAGGAGUGUCUCCACCCCCAUCGUUCAGCCCAGACACAGGUCCAGCUCCAAGGGCCUUCUGGCAGUUCCCUCCCUGCAAGAAGCAACAUUACAGGGAACCAGGCAGAGAGCCUUCUCAGUAGUGGCACCUGCCCUGUGGAACGCCCUCCCCACAGAUGUCAAAGAAAUAAACGACCAUCUGACUUUUUAGAAGACAUCUGAAGGCAGCCCUGUUUAGGGAGGUUUUUAAUAUUUGAUGAAUUACUGUAUUUUAAUCUUUUGUUGGAAGCUGCCCAGAGUGGCUGGGGGAACCCAGCCAGAUGGGCGGGGUAUAAAUAAAUUAUUAUUAUUAUUAUUAUUAUUAUUAUUAUUAUUAUUAUUAUCAUUAUCAUCGUCAUCAUCAUCAUCAUCAUCAUCAUCAUCAUCUCUGUGGCUUCUGAUAUGACUUGCUUACCUGCCUUUAGAGGCAGCACAUGUUCCUAUGCCCACUCAGUGGAAUAAAGCAGAACUUUGUGUUGCCAGCUUUUGGAAACAUGACCUCUGUGUUCUAUACCGUUGGAGGCAGCAAGUCUGGAAGGCAGCAGCAUUUAAAUGUUUGGCUUCCAGCUAUGCAUUCAUCCUGGACUUAAGCAGCAGAAACCUGGCAUAUUGCCUUGGCCUUUGUGAAGUCAUUGCAGGUGUUUGACAAGGCUAGUCCUUUAUAGCAGGAAGAUUUGCAUAUCAGACCCAUAAUUAUUAAUCAAUCAAUUAAUUAAUUUUGUACACUGCCCUUUAUGCCAGUGCAAUUCACAGCAGAAACAUACAGAAUGAGCAUACAAAAUACAGCAAAAAACAAUCCCCUUCCCACAAGCCUUUUGUUGGAUGAGAGAUUGGUUUUUGUUAGAAAACGCUGAUGUAUUAGACUUGGAAGGUCAUGAUAAUGUAUUUGGAUGGCAUGCAUAUGUAUGUUAUGAUAAAGUCAAGGUCCAUAAAGGUUUUAAAAGUCAUAUUAUUAGAAAAAUCCUUGUAUAAUGUAUGGAUUAGAUAUAAAGAUUUGCUUGAACCGAGAACACCCAGACGGAUUUCACAUUUAGAGGCUAAGAUGCAGAAAAGACUGAAUAUGGAAAUCAAGUGGUUAAAAUACAAAGAUAUUUUGGUGGAGGAAGGAGAUCAUAUCAAAUUAAAAUCUUUUGAAAUGUUGAAGAACAAUGUAAAUGAUUGGUUACAAUAUUAUCAAAUUAAUGGUGUAUAAAAUGGAUAAAAAAGUUGGUUUUCAAAUGAAAAAGUCUAAAUUGGAGACGGAAUUGUUAGAAACAAAAACAAAAAAUCUCUCAAAAAUGUAUAAUUUAUUGUUGGAAUGGCAUACGAAAGUUGAACAAACGAAAUCAGUAAUGAUCAAAUGGGCAAAUGAUGUGGGACACAAUAUUAUGGUGGAGGACUGGGAAAGGUUGUGGAAGAAAAGCAUUAAAUUUACCGCGUGAAAUACUCUAAGAGAAAAUAUGAUGAAAAUGAUGUAUAGAUGGUAUCUAAGAUUUAUCAUAAACAUGAUAAUAAAUGUUGGAAAUGUAAAAAAACAAGAAGGAACCUUUUACCGUAUGUGGUGGACUUGCCCCCAAGUAAGAGACUUCUGGGAAAAGAUUUAUAAUGAAUUGAAAAAAGUGUUGAAAAACACU
Zootoca vivipara (common lizard) is the source of this 14949-nucleotide messenger RNA. NCBI's taxonomy places the organism in Eukaryota, Metazoa, Chordata, Lepidosauria, Squamata, Lacertidae. The record is from RefSeq and is a predicted model, not a curated record.